AUGCCGUCUUUCAUCGACGGCUCCACUUUCCGGGCGCUGCUCCGGCCGUCCACCAAUGGGCGCCGGACGACCAAGAUCUCCGACAGCGGCGGCGGAGGCGGCAUCUUCAAGAUGUUCAAGCUCAUGCCCAUGCUCUCGUCCGGCUGCAAGAUGGUGGCGCUGCUCGGCAAGCACAACAACCGGGCGCUGCUGGCCGACCACGCCACGACGGUGACGCUGUUCGGCCACCGCCGGGGCCGCGUGAGCCUGGCCAUCCACGAGGACACGCGCGCGCCGCCGCUGUUCCUCAUCGAGCUGCCCAUGCUGUCGAGCGCGCUGCACCGGGAGAUCUCGUCGGGGACCGUCAAGCUGGCGCUCGAGAGCGACACCCGCAGCGCGCGCCGCCGGCUCGUGGAGGAGUACGUCUGGGCCGUCUACUGCAACGGUCGCAACGCCGGGUACGCCAUCCGCAGGAAGGAGGCCUCCGACGACGAGCGCCACGUGCUGCGCCUGCUGCGCGGCGUGUCCAUGGGCGCCGGCGUGCUCCCGCCGCCGGCGGCAGGCCCCCCCGAGAAGGAGGGCGGCGGCGUGCCCGCGGGGGCGGGGCCCGACGGGGAGCUCACCUACGUGCGCGCCCGCGUCGAGCGCGUCGUCGGCUCCAAGGACUCGGAGGCCUUCUACAUGAUCAACCCCGAGGAGGGUGGAAACGGCGGCGAGAAUAAUGGGGGUGGUGGAGGAGGCGGCGCGCCGGAGCUGAGCAUUUUCCUAGUAAGGAUGAAAUGA
Messenger RNA from Miscanthus lutarioriparius, 762 nucleotides. Lineage: Eukaryota; Viridiplantae; Streptophyta; Magnoliopsida; Poales; Poaceae. The record is from the annotation of a GenBank genome assembly.